Messenger RNA from Sorghum bicolor (sorghum), 2871 nucleotides. Its product is annotated as rab escort protein 1. NCBI's taxonomy places the organism in Eukaryota, Viridiplantae, Streptophyta, Magnoliopsida, Poales, Poaceae. The coding region runs from base 689 to 2368 and encodes 559 amino acids. Gene Ontology annotation, biological process: vesicle-mediated transport; small GTPase-mediated signal transduction; intracellular protein transport. The record is from RefSeq and is a predicted model, not a curated record. Gene Ontology annotation, molecular function: GDP-dissociation inhibitor activity. The transcript is spliced from 10 exons. Gene Ontology annotation, cellular component: Rab-protein geranylgeranyltransferase complex; cytoplasm; nucleus.
UGAAUCUGUCUCACGGACCCGUCUCCCGUCUCCCGCUCGCCAUCCCCGCUACCCGCACCACCCCUCCGGCCGGCCGCUUCGUCGCCGCCGCUCCUCGCAGCCCGGCCCCCUUGCCUCGCCGUAGCCGUCGCCGCCGCCCUCUCGGCCCGGUCCCUCGCCUCGCCGUAGCCUCCGUUGCGGCCUGCCUGCCAGCGAGGGUGAGGAGGCGCCGGAAUCUGGGCUGUCGCCGAGCCGUUUCGAGCCCUGCUCGAUCAUUUCUCUGCUCAACGGAAAGGAGAGUAGGAGACGGAUUCGUGGGUCGUCAGCAGGCGCGGCGGCGACUUCAUCGGGUGUUCGGCCGCUUUUGGCGCGCAAAGCGGACGACGCGCGCGCCCGCCGCCAGGGAUGACCGGCGGUCGAGAUCCGGUCCGAGCUCGCCUCUUCGUCUUCCUCUCCAGCUGCGUGCCCCAGUCGUCCACGAUUCGUUUCAAAGCUCGCUUCCUAGCGAAGCCAGCUUCCAAUCGAAGCGUGGCCAGAUAAAUCUACUACAAACAGGCCUGCCUCAGCGCGCUCUUGCACGGCCGACAGUGGCACGGGUUCGCGAUUUGGCGGCAGAGCGCUGCGACGGCGGGAGGCAGUGUGCCGCCAGCACGGUGAACUGCCGCUCGUUGCUGCGGUACUCUAUUGAUCCCUAGAUUUCCCAACGAACAUGGCGGAGGCGGCUGCCGACUCCUCCAACUCGGCCGUAGACGGCGGCGGCGGCGGUAGCGUCCAAAACGACUAUCCCACCAUUGACCCGACCUCGUUCGACGUGGUGCUCUGCGGCACGGGCCUCCCGGAGUCAGUCCUCGCCGCGGCCUGUGCCGCCGCUGGGAAGACGGUCCUCCACGUCGAUCCCAGCCCGUUCUACGGCUCCCUCUACUCUUCCAUCCCACUCUCCUCCCUCGCCUCCUUCCUAUCCCCCGAGGCCUCCCCGCCCACCUCGACCGCGGCAGCCGCCGCCUCCGAUUCGCAUACCGUCGUCGAUCUCCACCGACGGAGCGUGUACUCCGAUGUCGAGACCUCGGGGGCGGCGCCAGAGCCGGCGAGGCGGUUCACCAUUGACCUGGUGGGGCCCCGGGUGCUGUACUGCGCCGAUGAGGCAGUGGAUCUCCUCCUGCGGUCGGGGGGUAGCCACCAUGUGGAGUUCAAGAGCGUGGAUGGGGGCAGCCUCCUCUACUGGGAGGGCUGCCUCUACCCGGUGCCAGACUCGAGGCAGGCCAUCUUCAAGGACACCACACUUAAGCUCAAGGAGAAGAACGUCCUCUUCAGGUUCUUCAAAUUUGUGCAGGCGCACAUCGCUGCCGCCUCAGCUUCUGCUGAUGAGACGGGACAGGGGGAUGCAUCUGCCAAGAUACCUGAGGAGGACCUGGAUCUCCCCUUUGUUGAGUUCCUCAAGAAACAGGGGCUUCCUCCCAAGAUGAGAGCGGUUGUGCUGUAUGCGAUUGCCAUGGGGGAUUAUGAUCAAGAUUGUGCUGACCCUUGUGAGAAAUUGAUUACAACAAGGGAGGGAAUACAGACCAUUGCUUUGUACUCCUCGUCCAUUGGGAGGUUCUCUAAUGCAGAAGGCGCUUUCAUUUAUCCUAUGUAUGGGCAUGGUGAGCUGCCUCAAGCUUUCUGUCGCUGUGCUGCGGUUAAGGGCACCCUAUAUGUGUUGCGGAUGCCAGUUUCUGCACUUCUUAUGGAUGAGGAAAAGAAGCAUUUUGUAGGUGCCAGAUUGGCAUCUGGUCAGGAUAUUUUGUGCCAACAAUUGAUAAUUGACCCAUCUUAUAAGAUUCCCAACUUGGAUGUCCCAUUUGAUGGUUCACAUUCUCACUUCCCAAGAAAAGUUGCAAGAGGGAUAUGCAUAAUUAGCAAGUCCGUGAAACAGGGAUCAUCAAAUGUUCUUGUUAUUUUCCCUCCAAAAUCACUAGAAGAGCAGCAGGUUGCAGCUGUUCGGCUUCUUCAGUUGAGCAGCAAUCUCGCAGUAUGCCCUUCUGGGAUGUUUAUGGCAUAUCUGUCUACUCCCUGUACUGAUGUCUCAGCUGGAAAGCAAUGCAUAAAAAAAGCAAUAGAUGCUCUUUUCAGUCCUCAGGCUUCAGAUGGUUCAGAAGGCCAUCUUGAGACAGCCAGUGAAAGCACUGAGGAUGUGAAGCCAACAGUAAUCUGGAGCUGUGUGUAUGUUCAAGAGAUCACACAGGGAACAUCCGGUUCUUUAUUGUCAUGCCCCAUGCCUGAUGAAUACCUGGACUACAGAAACAUACUGGGAUCAACAAAAAAGUUAUUUGCAAGUAUCUAUCCUGAUGAAGAGUUCUUACCUAAAAAGUCAGCUCCUGUAUAUGCCGAUGAUGACUCUGAUUCUGCAGAGUAAAACCAUCUUUCUAGAGGGCCUAUCAUUUGGUUGGAGAAUACCGUCACUGAAGAUGCAUGAAGGCAUGGUCCUCUAUGUCGUGGUGUUCCUUGAAGUUCAGAGGGCAAAAGAGCGUCACAAGGGGUGCCUGUGGGCUUGAUGUUGAUGAGCAGUUGCGCUGGAUUUCCAAUGUACAGGUGGCCACUGGCUGGUCAUAUACUGCAUUAGUAGGAAACGGUUCGAGGGUGGGAUGUGGUACCGUAUUCUCCAAAUGCUAUGUGGACAUAUUACGCGCAUGCUCGGUGCAAAUGGCCUUGUAUGGACUUGCAAACCUUGUUGUACACAGGAUCACAGCAAAUAUACGGGAUACAUGCUGAACGCUUGAUAUGAUUCCCCUAUUAAGUCAUUUGAGAGAGAGGAAGGGAGGGCAUUCAAAAGACUUCUUUUCCCCUAGUUAAACUGCUGAGUGUAUUUUUGGAUGGCUAAAUCGGUGCGCGGACUGCGUUUCCACAGUACCUUUCUUU